AUGGACAUAGGAUUUGGCAACCAAAAAGAUUGCAUAAAAGUUGAAAUUUUAUGGACGAAACUCAUAAAACCAUGUUUACCUACUCCCCCUCACCUUCAAUGUUACAAGCUCUCGUUUUUCGACCAAUUAUCUGAGAAAGAACAUGUCCCAUUUCUUCUUUUCUAUGCUAAUAAUAAUUUCAUCAACAACUCUACCAUCGAUGAACGACUUGAGCAAUCCCUUUCAAAGAUAUUAACUCAUGUUUAUCCAGCAGCAGGAAGGUAUGACAAAGAUGAAUGUUCGAUUCUUUGUCUUGAUCAAGGUGUUUCCUACACUAAGGCAAAGGUCAAUUGUAAGCUUGAUAAUUUCCUAGAGAAAACACGCAAGGACCUUGGUCUUGCGGGUUUAUUUUGGCCACAUGAAAAUAAGAAUGUAGAUGAAACUAAUCUGAUGGUUUCACCUAUUGUCAUUGCCCAAGUAACCGAGUUUGAAUGUGGUGGUCUAGCAAUAUCAUUGAGUGGUUCACACCCUGCAAUGGAUGGUUUCUCAGAUUUUAAAUUUCUUUUCGAGUGGGCAAAAGUGUGUAGAAUGGGAACUCCUGUCGAGGAGAUUAAUUUUCUAAGCUUCAAUUUGAGUAACAUUUUUCCAACAAGAGAUAUAUCAGGACUUUUCAAGUCAACUUAUGAUCCAGUUAUAGAUAAAAAUAUUAUUGUUAAGAGAUUUGUCAUCCGUGAGGCUGCUAUGUCAAGGCUCAGAAAAAAGUACAUGGAUGAAUCAGAUGGAGGUUUGACUUUUCAACCGUCAAGGGUUGAAAUAAUUACAGCACUCCUUUGGAGGGCUUUAAUCCGCAUUUCAACAACGAUACAUGGGUAUGUUAGGCCUUCUCUAAUGGACUUUCCAUUGAAUUUGCGCUCUAAAAAUCUUUACCACAAGUGCACAAUUCUAUGGGGAAUUUUAGAAUCGAUGUUCCGAUAA
Messenger RNA from Solanum tuberosum (potato), 954 nucleotides. Its product is annotated as acetyl-CoA-benzylalcohol acetyltransferase-like. The transcript has a single exon. The record is from RefSeq and is a predicted model, not a curated record. Bases 1 to 954 code for a protein of 317 amino acids. Lineage: Eukaryota; Viridiplantae; Streptophyta; Magnoliopsida; Solanales; Solanaceae.